Messenger RNA from Onychostoma macrolepis, 1303 nucleotides. RefSeq lists its product as uncharacterized. Gene Ontology annotation, biological process: response to bacterium. The coding region runs from base 80 to 1156 and encodes 358 amino acids. The record is from RefSeq and is a predicted model, not a curated record. Lineage: Eukaryota; Metazoa; Chordata; Actinopteri; Cypriniformes; Cyprinidae. The transcript is spliced from 7 exons.
CUGUACCUCAGAGAGCAAACUGAUUCAUAGACUCAGAACCUCGUGUAGCCAGAAGCUCAAGACUCAGGAAGAAGAUAAAAUGAAUAAUAACAUCUACAUGAUACUCUUUCUUUUUCUUCAUGAAGUCUGUGAACAUAACUGCAAUGUUGCUCAAGUGGAUCAGGUUUUAACUGUAAAAGAGGGAGGCAAUGUAUCGUUACCUUGUCUUAUUUUAGAUGGUCAGUUACACCGAGCACUAUGGUAUAAACAGGUUCUUGGAGAGAAACCUGUCUUAAUAGUGUCAUCAUAUCACCACUCUCAACCGAAUGAAUUUUCUCCUGAUUUUGAAGCAAAUCAUUUUCAUGCAGUGAGAAAAGAUGAUAUCUUUAACUUAACCAUCCUGAGGACCUUGAAAUCUGAUUCAGGCACAUAUUUCUGUGGCGCUGCCUUUGCUAAUAUUAUUUCCUUCAGCACUGGAACUGUUUUGCUGGUUAAAGGUUCAGAUAUCAAACCUGCUGUUUUUCAACAGCCUGUGCUUGGUGUUAUGAAGCCAGGAAGCAAUGUGACUCUGCAGUGCACAGUAGAGGCGAAGAUGUGUGAGAAAGGAGUACAGCUAGUCUACUGGUACAGACGCAGUUCAGACACAAUCCAUCCAGGAAUGAUUUAUACUCAUGGAAACAUCAAAAAUGAGUGUGGAAAGAACUCUAUAGUCUCCAUUCAUACGCAGAGCUGUCUGUACAACCUCCCCAAGAUGAAUGUUGGUCUCUCUGAUGCUGGACUAUACUACUGUGCUGUGGUAACUUGUGAUGAAGUUUUAUUUGGAAAUGGCACAACAUUGAUCAUUGAAGAUGAAUUUAAUACUGAGAGGUUGCAGUAUUUUAUUUUAAUUGGCCUUGCAGUGCUGUGUACAGUCAGUUUUACAGUCAAUAUUGUUCUCUGUAUACCACUGAGAAAAAAAGAUAGAACAGCUCAACAAAUCCAGACUGCUAAUAACGAUAGAACAAGAGUUCAGUACCGCAACACUGAUGACAUAAACUAUGCUGGCCUGAACCUUUCCACAAAAAGAGGUCAGAGAAAAAGGACCUUAGAGGAGACAACGUACUCUGAACUGACAUUCAGUGCAAUAUUCUGGAAGUAUUCUGCAGAUGGAAAAUGUAGCAGUUCAAGUGGGGGAUGAUGUGACAUUUCACUGCUUUCACCCAAAAGACCAACUGAAUAGAGUUAUGUGGUUCAAACAGACUCUGGGAGAAAGACCUGUUCUUGUAGCCUCUUCAUAUCAUUGGACUCAAGAUAGUGUACUUUAUGAUGAUUUUAAAAAGUCAAA